This is a messenger RNA of Penicillium digitatum Pd1, 2316 nucleotides long. NCBI's taxonomy places the organism in Eukaryota, Fungi, Ascomycota, Eurotiomycetes, Eurotiales, Aspergillaceae. The record is from RefSeq and is a predicted model, not a curated record.
AUGUUGUUCCGGUGGUUGGUAGUCGCUUUCGCGCAGGGUGUCAGGGCCAACCUCGAGGAAGAACGGUGUGUGACGGCUGUUUACACGGCAUACAACUACAUCUCGUUUGAUGGCCUUGCUACAAAAGUCAAAGGAACAUGGGAAUCAAAAUGUCGGAAUCCACUCAAAGUCGCAUCGAUAUACGCCGCAUCCGAGAUGUAUUGCAAUGAGCGAGAACGGGCAGUGGGCCUGGCCCAGCUGGCCGACCAGUGCCAAGAAUUUGGGAAUCUAGAGCUGCUGCCGAGAGAAGCGGUUGCCGAUAAUCUGACAGAGGAUGCAAUAAGAAAAAUGACAACGGUCGACUAUCAAGAUUUGUCGCGAGGCAGAUCAGUAAAUGUGCCUGUUCUGCUUUCUCCAUCUUACUUUGAUCUGAUGUUUAAUACGCUUGAUUCUUGGGCAUUUGAGACUUGGUCGCAUCAUGCAUUUGGUUAUAUUGGCUACGCAUAUUGGGGUGGCAUAAUGUCACUGGGGAUGAUUUAUCGCUUGAGUGAUUGGUUAUUCCACCGCCCACAACGUCGUACAGAGCGUGCACUUGAAUCCAACGUGUAUCCCUUCACUAAAUUGUUAAAACAGGUUCCGUGGGUGGGAGCGGGUCUUCAAUGGAUCCAGACUCACCUGAUCAUUCCCACCCCUUUAGCAACAACACACGGGCGACGCCUGCUAGGCUUCACAUUCUCCACCAGAGUCGAGGCGCUCAUAGUCGUGGGAUUCUGGAUGAUCAGCAUCUUGUUGAGUGUUGUGGGCUAUCGCACAUUUCCUGGAAAUAUUUACUGGCCCGAUGUGCCAAGCCAGAUUCUGCGUUAUUCUGCAGACCGCACUGGGAUCAUGUCAUUUGCGAAUUUGCCCCUUUUAUGGCUCUUUGGGGGACGAAACAACAUCUUCCUGUGGUCCACCGGAUGGAGCUUUGCAACGUUUAACCUAUUCCAUCGUCAUGUGGCCCGGGUGGCUACUGUACAGGCAAUUGUGCACUCUGUCCUAUACGUUGUGAUUUUUAUUCAAACGGGCAAAGUUUGGAGGAAUAUGUCCAAGACCUAUGUUUUGUGGGGUAUUUUGGGCACAUUCGUGAUGAUUCUCCUAUUGAUCACCUCCUUGGAUCGAAUUCGUAUUGCCACAUAUGAGCUCUUCUUGAUCGCUCAUGUUGUUCUUUCCAUUCUCACUCUUAUAGCGUGCUUUUACCACACGGUCGUAUUUGAAGGGAAUGAAUACUGGAAAUACCUAUGGCCCUCGGUAGCGAUAUGGGUUAUUGAUCGCUUCCUUCGAAUUGUGCGACUGUGUUACUGUAACCUGCACGUGAGUGUUUCAAGCAGACGACUUGUCAAGGUUUCUGAGAGCUGCAUGGUUUACGACGAAACGGCCGACGUGGUGCGGUUGGAGGUCAGACCAGGAAUGCCUUUGCUCCAACCCUCACCAGGACAGUACUACUUUUUAUACCAGCCGUUUCGGUUCUCGGGUUGGGAGAGUCAUCCGUUUACUGUCGGGGCUUGGUCUUACGAGAUAGGGGAUCGGACGUCAUUGGCACCGCCAUUCGAGGGAAAUCUGAUUAAAUCACUUGACGUUUCGAAUGUGCCUCUUCUUGCAGGCGGUGCCUCCGACCGAGAUUACCAAGGCAACUCCGAAAGUGGCUCUUCGGGUGAAAAAGAAUUGUCGAAGUUGAAAUUGACUUUCUGGGUCCGCCCAUAUGACGGUUGGACAAAAAAGUUGCGGCAGCAAUGUCUGAGCUCACCGGCCAAGACAAGCGAAACAACUAUCCUCCUUGAAGGCCCUUAUGGAGACACUUUUCCACUAUGGAGGUAUGAAUCGGUCUUAUUUCUUGUCGGUGGGACUGGAAUAGCGUCAGCUGUACCCUAUAUUCAAGAUCAUCUCCGCCGAUCUGUCGAAGAAUGGAAUGGAAGGCUUGGAGAUGAGAAAACAUGCGUACGGGACAUGGAGCUUGUUUGGACUGCUAAACAAGCGAGAUUUAUUCGAGAUGUAUCUCGUCGGGAACUGAAAGAAGCCCUCAAACGAGAAGACUUCAGUGCAUCUUUCUAUGCUAUGCGUGAUUUCGCCACAUCCUCCGAAGAUCCAACCGAUUUUGGAAUCGAAAUCCAGUCAGGUCGACCUAACCUUCAAUCCCUGAUCAUAAGCCGGGCCAGCGAAACAUGCUCAGCUGGUACUAGCCUUGCGAUCCUCGUAUGUGGCCCACCAAGAAUGGCGGAUGAAGCGCGCGCCGCGACACAUCUUGCGAUGCGACAAGGCUACCGCUCUAUCAAAUUCGUGGAAGAGUCUUUUACGUGGUAG